AUGUCGAAAUCAGCUAUUCGCAUACUUCCGGUCACCCUCACGGACAAUGCCAAUUCAACAGCUCUCACGGAUCUCGAAGCAAUAUAUGCGAUCGAAACAACUGCUUUCCAAAUCGGAAGAAGCGCGCAAGAUACGGCCCUCCAUCAGCUUAUGUUCGGGCCUCCGUCCGUCGUCAGCCAGAACCAGCGCGCAGACGAGCUGCGAAUGAAACUGAAGAGCGAUUCUACGUUCAGAAUCUACAAAGCAGUCCUUGUGGACGAGAUCUCAUCUGACUAUCAAAAAGACGAAAAAAUUGUUGGUUUCGCGAUCUGGAAUUUUUAUAAUCCCAAGCCCCGCUGUAUCAGGCAGGAGAACAAUAAGCGAAUAUCUCCGCAUCGUCCGCGGAUCUUCAACGAUUUCUUCGGCGCACUGGCUAGAAAGAGAGAGGCUUUCAUGGGCAAUGGCAGAUUUGCGCAUCUAGAAUUUCUCGCCAUCCUACCACCCUACCAAAGACUUGGCAUUGGGCAGGAUUUGCUUAGCGUGGGUCUUGAAGAAGCUGAUAGAAGGGGAAUUCCCGCAUGGGUAGAGUCUACUACCGAGGCCUAUGGGCUUUACCGGUCUCGCGGUUUUUCUGAGGUGGUUGAGGUCACCAUGGAUCUGAGAAAGUACGGUGCAGACGGAAUA
Messenger RNA from Aspergillus affinis, 663 nucleotides. Its product is annotated as GNAT family N-acetyltransferase. Gene Ontology annotation, molecular function: acyltransferase activity, transferring groups other than amino-acyl groups. NCBI's taxonomy places the organism in Eukaryota, Fungi, Ascomycota, Eurotiomycetes, Eurotiales, Aspergillaceae. The annotation marks the transcript as partial. The transcript is spliced from 2 exons. The record is from RefSeq and is a predicted model, not a curated record.